AUGUUGGCGAGAAAAAGCAUCAUCCCAGAGGAGUUCUCCCUACCGGGGCUUGCUUCUAGGAUCCCCCGCAAACCAGUGUUCAGGGACCGGGUGAACAAAGCCCGCUUCAUCGCCAAGAGCGGAUCCUGCAACUUGGCGCACAAGAACAUCCGAGAACAGGGAAGAUUCCUGCAAGACGUCUUCACCACUCUGGUGGACCUGAAAUGGCGCUUCACCCUGGUCAUCUUUACCAUGACUUUUCUGUGCAGUUGGCUCCUCUUCGCCAUGUGCUGGUGGCUUGUGGCCUUUGCCCAUGGAGACCUUGAACCCAACCGCACGUCUGGCAUUGAGCAGUGCGUCACCAACGUCAAGUGAGUAGUAUAGUAUAGGCUCUAUACAUAUUUUGAACUGUUGAUGUUUGGGGAUUUAACUUCUAUAUAUUUCUGAAUGUCUGUAUUGUGUGUGGUAACUUGUGUAUUUUAAGGGCGGGAAUAAAUUAUAUGGAUUUAUUGGGGACUUUUAGUGCAAUUAUUACAUAUACUCAGUUUUAGAAUAACUUUGCUAUUUUUUAUUAUAACACUGUUACAGUUAUAUGAUAGAGCUCCUUGCCAUAGAAAAAAAGAAUUUUCUUCAACUGAUAAGGAACUUAAAGGGAUACUUUUUUGGCAAUGAAGCCCUUUAUCAGAUGAACUCAUGGAAACCAUUUUUAUGUCUCUGCAUCCAGUAUGAAGGAAGUUGGAGGUCGUUUCGGGAGCCAAUGCUAACUAGCAUUAGCGCAAUGACUGGAAGUCUGUGGUAUCUACUAGCAUACUAGCAGUUACCAGCAAUGACUGGAAGUCUACGGUAUCUACUAGCAUGCAAGCAGUUACCAUAGACUUCCAGGCAUUGCGCUAACGCUAGGUAGCAAUUGCGUUAAUGAUAGUUAGUAACUUCCUUCAAACUGCAUGCAAGACAUAAAAAGGCUGUCCACGAGUUCAUCUGACUGGGGAAGUAGAUAAAGGGCUUCAUUGCCAAAAUCCUGAAGUAUCCCUUUAAAAGGGCAAAUCUGCAGUUGCUACAUUUAUCAUUGGAUUUAUAAAUUAAUGAUAUGUACCAAUUGAUUCUUAAAGAAUUUAAGUAUAAUUUAUUGUUCAACUGUCAUACCCCAGCUGAAUGCAAAUAUAAGCUUGUUUUAUUCCAAUGUUUGUAAACAAAGUCAAUGUAAACAAACACUAUAAAGCCUCAAAACAUGGAAGUAAAGUAAGUAGCCUUGCACGAGCAUUGGCGUGUGCGAGCAGGAAGCGUGAGGCAGCUUGAUGUACAAGUACAGGACGCUAGUCUAUCACUGGGCCUUAACCCCAAUCUCCUUAAUGCUGAGUGCCAAGCAGAGACGCAUCAGGUCCCAUUUUUACAGUAUUUGGUAUCGAACUCCAAUCCUUCCAAUCUCAGGGUGGACAUUCUAACCACAAGGCCACUGAGACAUGGUUAAAACUAUCAUUUUGAUAUCAUGGAUGAUCAGUCCUUGCAUCCAUAUCUCCGUCUAUGAAUUUGAGAGUGGUUACAUUUCUCCGGCCCCAUCCCUCAGCUUUUUACCGAAGCAGGGGAGUGGAGCACGCUUUGUUAUUGUUUCAACUGCUGAUUGCCCAGUUAAAGUCUCCAACAUAUUGCUGUCAUUAUUUAGUCCUCUGAGAUCAGUGGUUGUAGGGGGAAGCAGAUGAGGACAGGAAGCCAUAUGAAACCACACAGCCUGUCCAGUAGCUUCCUGCUCCUCUGACCCCUGUGACCUCUCUACCUUCACCACAGAUGUAGGAUCAGGUCUCUACACCGCUAUUACAGAUGUAGGAUCAGGUGUCUACAACAAACAUCUGACCCUUGACCAAUGUUUAUGUCCAACGUCUCCCUCCUCUUUAACUCUCAUUUCCUCUGACCCCUGACCCCUGACCUUUGACCUGCUCUCUCUGCUCUGCAGGUCAUUCACCUCAGCCUUCCUGUUCUCCAUCGAGGUCCAAGUGACCAUCGGUUUUGGCCACCGUAUGAUCACAGAGCAGUGCCCCACGGCCAUCGCCGUCCUCAUCUUCCAGAACAUCGCUGGCCUCAUCAUCAACGCCAUCAUGCUAGGGUGCAUCUUCAUGAAGACAGCCCAGUCGCACCGCCGCGCCGAGACGCUCAUCUUCAGGUGGGAUGGUAGCCUAGAG
Messenger RNA from Coregonus sp. 'balchen', 2153 nucleotides. NCBI's taxonomy places the organism in Eukaryota, Metazoa, Chordata, Actinopteri, Salmoniformes, Salmonidae. The record is from the annotation of a GenBank genome assembly.